Messenger RNA from Prunus armeniaca (apricot), 1689 nucleotides. The record is from the annotation of a GenBank genome assembly. Lineage: Eukaryota; Viridiplantae; Streptophyta; Magnoliopsida; Rosales; Rosaceae.
AUGGCUACUUAUACAAGUCUUGUUCUUCGUCCCCUAGAGCUCAAACUACCCAGAGGCAACCCUUUCAUGGCUGCCAAUUUCAAGACAGCCACAAUCGCUGCCAAGACAAGAGUUAAUAUGAGACCACUAAAUCCAAUUCCACCAUUUAUAGGCUUGAGUAGUACUAGAAGAACCGCGGUCUCCAUCUCCAAAUCCUCUCCCUCCUCCACUCUCACUGAUGAUGGUAAUUGCAAUGGUAACCCCUGCCUUGACCUCUUCCUCAACUUCCGAGAUGCGGAGAAGGCCGGCGCCGGCCGUGAGGAGGAUACGUUCCGCACCGUGACGUUUUGGCUACACAAUAACCACCCCAAGACCCUAGCGCGCAACGUCGUACCUAUUGCCGGGCUUUUCUUGUAUUUCCUUCAAUUUUGCUUUUUACUGCGUCCGCAUCUCGAUCUAGAAGAGGAACGCCAAUCUAAAUUAGUUGGAGACAUCACGCUGAUUGCGUAUCAAAGGGCGCAUGACAUAGAAGGCCAAGACGUGAGCCAGCAAAAGGCGGCUGUCGUCGAGAGCAAACCUAAUGAUGAUCAAGACAACUGGUGGAAGAUAACCUCGGCUGCAGACAGUUGCCUUUCCUUGAGCAACAACUUUAGCGACUCCGCUCUGCUGCUCCAAAGCAUAGCGAGAAAGGUUUUCCCGCGAGAAUCAUACCCUGAAUACCAAGGUGUUGAGGAGGCCGAGUAUGCAGACUCUGUCCUAGACCGGCUGACAAAGGAGGUAUUGCUGCCUAUGGACAAGUUGGACGAGGCCUACAAAUGUGAUGAUAGUACGGAUGAUACAUAUUUGGAGAAGUUGAAAGCCCGCCAGAAGUAUUGGGAGAACUUGAAAGCCGACAAGUCCAAAAUUGAAGCAGAUGCUUUGCUUCCGCAUCAAAUAUUAAGCUAUGUGAAUCAUUGGAAUUUCGCGCAAGUGGCUGAGCUUCAGUGGAAGGCCAUGGUGGAGGGUAUAAAAAAGCAAGGCAAAUUAAACGGCAAGAAGAUACUCAACAACUGCUUGGCUUUAUGCGACGUUGCCUCCAUGCUAGACAUCGAUAUGCAAAACCUGGACGUGUCUGUGGGUUUGACACUUUUGAUGUCUGAACUGAAUGAAGAACCUUGGAAAGGAAAGGUUAUCGAUUUCAGUGAGUCACCUCAGCUGCAUCUGAUAAAAGGCGAUGAACUUAAGCACAGGUAUGAUUUUUUGACUAGGAGGAUGGCCUGCGAGAGCAGCUGGAAGCUUAAGGUUAAUUUUCAGAAGGUGUUCGAUUUGAUUCUGGAAGAGGCUGUGAAUGUGAAUUUGAAGCCAGAGCAGAUGAUCAAGAAGAUGUUUGUCUUCCCCGGAAGCCCAUACUUUAAUAAUAGUUGGACCAAGUCUGAAGAUAAGGAUUCAGAUAAUAGUUGGAAGACUAUGUAUGAGGGAAUACAGAGAAAGUUUAAGGAGAAUGGGUAUGAUAAUGCGGUGCCACAAAUUGUCAAUUGGAAAAUCUCGGACUACGAGCCAAGGAAGUGGAUGGUGCCUUCUACAAAACCAGGGGUGACCAUGCUGGAUAAUUACUCCGACGAUUUGCUGAAGUUGUACUUCUUGGAUAAUGGAGGGGAAAUUAUCCCAGAGCUUAGCAUGGAAGCAGCCAUCUCAGGGGAAGAGUAUCAGAAGCUGGUUGUAGUGGACUGA